Molecule: messenger RNA, 2030 nt
Organism: Macrosteles quadrilineatus (aster leafhopper)
Lineage: Eukaryota; Metazoa; Arthropoda; Insecta; Hemiptera; Cicadellidae
Product: proton-coupled amino acid transporter-like protein CG1139
Exons: 9
Coding region: 115-1482 (455 amino acids)
Biological process (GO): amino acid transmembrane transport
Cellular component (GO): vacuolar membrane
Molecular function (GO): amino acid transmembrane transporter activity
Source: RefSeq, a predicted model, not a curated record
GACGAACCUCGGAGAAGAUAAGUUGAGCUUAUAAGCAGAUAUGUGAUCGAUAUAUGUCAAACCGAUACUGUGUGGCGCGGCUCUUGUUGCUAUAAGAUCAAACACUAGUCCCUGAUGGAUCUGAAGCCUCCUCCUUAUGAGAAACCUCCUCCAAUUCCGGAGUUGCCGGAUCAUUUCCCGGCUGUGGAAGGGGUCGGACAAAUGCAGCGGCCCAAACACCCAACAUCCUACGUAGAGACUCUAGGUCAUUUCCUCAAGGCGAACAUUGCGUCUGGAAUUUACGCGAUGGGAGAUGCUUUUAGAAACGGAGGCUUGAUCCUAGCUCCAUUCCUGACUGCGGUUUUAGGCGGUAUUUGUGUCUUCAACCAACAUAUAUUGGUGAACUGUGCCACUGCAGUGAGGGAGAAGUACAAAUUGAACUACUACCCAGGUUAUGACGCCACAGUGGAGCUCUGUUUUAGUUCUGGACCUCCGAUAUUCCAGAAGUUCGCCUCCCGGGGAAAAUCAGCUGUAAAUUUCUUCCUCAUUGUUGCACAGCUGGGCUUCUGCUGUGUUUACAUGGUUUUUGUCACCAGCACAACCCAUCAGAUCUUACACAACUUCGGCAUCGAGUUAGAGAUCCACCUGAACAUGUUGGUCACACUGGCUCUGCUCCUUGGCUUCAUCAUUAUACGCAACCUCAAGUACCUCGCACCAGUAUCAUUGUUUGCCACAGCCACAAUGUUCCUUGGUGUCGGCCUGACCAUCUACAUCAGCAGUCAGGAUCUUCCCCCGAUCAGUUCUAGGUACGCUCUGCCGUCCUGGGUGCAGCUGCCGCUGUUCUUCGGGACUAUCAUCUACGCCUACGAGGGCAUCAGCCUGGUGUUACUUCUACAAACUGAAAUGGAGAACCCUGAGAAGUUUGAUAGUCCUCUGGGGGUUCUAAAUGUUGGCAACAUCAUCGUAACUGUGCUGCAAAUCAUCGUCGGCUUCAUCGGAUACCUCAAGUAUGGAGAAGAUGUAAAGGGAAGCCUUAUACCCUCAAUCUGCCUUUUGACAGUGAGUAAUCUAUCACAGUUUGUCAAGAUCGCCACAGCCAUCGGGAUCUUGUUGACGUAUCCGAUCAUGUUCUACGUUCCCGUAGCCCUGAUCUGGCCGGCUGUGGUCAAACGAUGGGGACCUUUCGACAAAUCUGCUAAAUAUGAAAUCAUCCUCAGGCUGGUGCUUUGCUUUCUUACAUUCAUACUGUCGGAGAUCAUCCCAGACCUGGGUUUGUUCAUCUCGCUGGUUGGCGCAGUCAGCAGCACGGCGCUAGCGCUGGUGUUCCCUCCUCUCUGUGAUAUAAGCAUGCGCCAGCUAGACGGAGAUUUUGGCUUCCUCGGCUGGCGUAAAAUGGUGGAUUAUCUCACACUCAUCAUCGCCUUCUUUGGCUUCUGCACCGGAAGUUAUUUCAGUUUAGUCCAUAUUGUACAAGCUUUUGGUUCAUCGACAGAAGAGAGUUAGUGUUAAAGGGUAUUUGUCACAAAAGAUUGUUAAAAAGUGAGAAUUCUUUACUCACAGGAAGCUCUGUUAACAUUGGACUCAUGGGUGUCCAUAUAUUUCCCAUAAAGCUAGCUGGGGUGUCUGAUGGGGUUUGUUUAAAGUAACCUCUUACAACAACAACAAGGGUCCAGAGAAUUUUUAAUUGCGGUGCAAAAUUAUUAUUUUACACAUUUUGAUAUAUAGUUCAGCCGCUUAGAAAACGACCUGCGCGCUAAUGCUAAACCAAUGCUGGAGGAGGUCGCUUUCUAAGCGGCCGAACUAUAGUACCUAAAUUUGCUUAGUCAAUUUUAAGAUUUUUUCAUCGAUUUUUUUUUAUUUUAAAACUUACUUCUGUGGCCACUCCUCCAAGCAAUGCAUCCAUUUAUAACUUAUAACCAUUUGUAACUCUUGCCUCUUUCUUCCUGCCAGUCUCCUUAUUUCCUUCUCAACUUGAUCCCAUCACUUGUGGUGAAUGCAAACAUGGUCUCUGGGGGGGGGGUUAUCUUAUUAAACUAAAACUUAAUUGAUAA